GGGGAUAGCUAAGGUGAAGUUGCGGUUCAAGGCUCUCAUCUUCACGAGAUCGCUAGCGUGCUUUCCGCGCCAAGAAUCUCGAAAACGCCCGCUCUCGAGGUGCAGCGCUCGACAUUGCAAGCUUCUGUAUCAGCUCGACGUCCACUCCCACUAGAACUUCGAUCUCUACCGGACCGUCGCGUAAUACACAUCCAUCAACAUGCCUCAAGCACAGCCCGAGUUGAAGAAGUACCUUGAGAAGCGCGUUCUCGUCCAGCUCAACGGCAGCCGCAAGGUGAUGGGCAUUCUUCGCGGUUACGAUGUUUACCUCAACAUCGUGCUGGACGACGCAUUAGAAGAGAAGGCUGGCGGCGAGAAGGUCCGCAUCGGCAUGGUCGUCAUCCGUGGAAACGCCGUCGUCAUGCUGGAAGCCCUCGAUCGUAUCAACCAGGACGUCCCCAAGAUCGGCCGGUAAACCUACAACACGCUGGAGCGCACCCUUCUCGCGCGGCAAUCGAGAUACGACCGAGGCGAAGGCGUGGCGCUGCUGCAUGAAAAGUCAAAGACGAGAGGCUGGGAAGAGUUCUGGUGGUAAACAGCAUGCAUGGCGUUCAGGCGAAAUACUUUAUGGGUAUGCCUCCCAGAAUCGAGCCUGGAGGAUCGGAAGGCACGUCGGACCUGCGUUGACAUAUAUCCCAUCUUAGGGCGGCACAAAUGAUACCACAUCGCACGAUCUUGAUUCAGUUGGUGGAUCUGGGUGCCAGAAAGAUCGUGUAGACAAAAAGUGGGAGUAGC
This is a messenger RNA of Macroventuria anomochaeta, 774 nucleotides long. Its product is annotated as small nuclear ribonucleoprotein-like protein G. The record is from RefSeq and is a predicted model, not a curated record. Gene Ontology annotation, biological process: spliceosomal snRNP assembly; mRNA splicing, via spliceosome. The transcript has 3 exons. Gene Ontology annotation, cellular component: U2 snRNP; U12-type spliceosomal complex; spliceosomal tri-snRNP complex. Gene Ontology annotation, molecular function: RNA binding. Bases 200 to 454 code for a protein of 84 amino acids. Lineage: Eukaryota; Fungi; Ascomycota; Dothideomycetes; Pleosporales; Didymellaceae.